Molecule: messenger RNA, 1905 nt
Organism: Ambispora leptoticha
Lineage: Eukaryota; Fungi; Glomeromycota; Glomeromycetes; Archaeosporales; Ambisporaceae
Source: the annotation of a GenBank genome assembly
AUGGCAUUAUACAACUUCAAACGUAUCCAGCCGGUCCCAGCGGCAAAUGACUUUUUGGACAUUGUCCUGUCAAGGACACAACGAAAAACACCGACUGUCAUUCAUAAAAGCUAUAAAAUUGGAAGGAUAAGACAAUUUUAUAUGCGUAAAGUUAAAUUUACGCAGGACACCUUUGAAGAGAAGUUGAAAGCAAUGUUGGAAGAAUUUCCGAAACUCGAUGAUAUUCAUCCAUUUUACGCUGACUUGAUGAAUGUAUUAUACGAUAAAGAUCAUUAUAAGCUUGCUUUAGGUCAAAUUAAUACAGCUCGUCAUUUAAUUGAUCAAGUUGCAAAAGAAUAUGUCCGAUUACUGAAAUUUGGCGAUUCAUUGUAUCGUUGCAAACAAUUAAAGAAAGCAGCGCUUGGCAGAAUGGCGACUAUCAUGAAACGUCAGAAAGAUAGUCUGGCAUACCUUGAACAAGUUCGACAACAUUUAUCUCGUCUGCCCUCGAUUGAUCCUAAUACUCGGACUCUGUUAGUCUGUGGUUAUCCGAAUGUAGGAAAAUCUAGUUUCAUGAACAAAGUGACAAGAGCCGAUGUUGAUGUACAACCAUAUGCUUUUACCACAAAGUCUUUAUUUGUCGGACAUAUGGAUUAUAAAUAUCUUAGAUGGCAGGUUAUUGAUACUCCUGGUAUUUUAGAUCAUCCGUUGGAGCAAAUGAAUACUAUAGAAAUGCAAUCUGUUACUGCACUCGCGCAUUUACGUGCUUGCAUUUUGUUUUUUAUGGAUCUGUCGGAACAUUGCGGAUAUAGCGUUGAAGAUCAAAUUAAUGACUUUUACCAGAUAAAGCUCUACCAUAAUAUCAAGCCUCUGUUCACCAAUAAACCAACCUUUAUCGUCAUAAAUAAAAUCGAUAUUGUACGUCCUGAAAAUUUGCCUGUUGAGCAGCAAGACAUGCUAAAAGAAAUUACGGAAAAAGAUGGUGCUCAAAUUAUCCAGCUGAGCUGUCACACAGACGAGGGGGUGAUGGAUGCUCGAAAUAUUGUUAAAUUAAAGGGUCAAAAGAUAAACGACGUCAUUAAUAAAAUCCAUCUUGCUGAACCUCAAGCAAGAGAUAAUGUCGCACGACCACCAAUCAUUCCUGAAGAGGUUAAAGGACGUUCAUUAUUUAAUAUUAAUGAUCCAAAUAGACGGAAAUUAGAGAGAGAUUUAGAGGUUGAAAAUGGUGGACCAGGGGUAUAUAGCGUAGACCUUAAUAAAUUAUAUAUAGUUAAGGAUCCUGAAUGGAAAUAUGACUCAAUACCAGAAAUUAUCGACGGUAAAAAUAUCGCAGAUUUUAUUGAUCCUGACAUUCAAGAAAAAUUGGAUCUUCUUGAACGAGAAGAAGAAAGAUUAGAAAAUGAAGGAGUUUACGACUCAGUUGAAGAAAUCGUUGAUUCGGAAGAUGAAGCAUUAAGAAAUUUGGCUACUGAGAUACGAGAGAAAAAGAAAUCUAUUAUUCAAGCACAUAGGUCUAAAAAGAUGAUGAAGAAUCGUCCAAUUUUGCCGAGGACUGUAAAGACAAAAUCUAUUGAGGAAAUGGAAGAACAAUUGGGCAAACUCGGACUUGAUACAAGUGCAGUGCGUGCUCGUAGUCUAACGCGUAAAAGGAAACGGGAUGAUGACGGAGAUUCCGAUCAUAUGGACAUUGAUCGUUCUCCUAGUGAUCUCAAGAGUAGAAGGCUUGGUUUGUCCGUCACCCGUGAUCGGAGCGUUGCAGGAUUGACUAUUGGUCAACAAAAACAAACAGCAAAGUAUCGAAAAUUUGCACAACGACGUCCAAAUCAACAUGCUAAAGCUGGCGAAGCUGAUCGAAGUAUUCAAGUGAAGCGGCCAAAACACUUGUUUAGUAAAAAGAGUAGUAUUGGAAAGAGAGAUUGGCGAUAA